Messenger RNA from Eucalyptus grandis, 1365 nucleotides. RefSeq names its product LEAF RUST 10 DISEASE-RESISTANCE LOCUS RECEPTOR-LIKE PROTEIN KINASE-like 2.8. NCBI's taxonomy places the organism in Eukaryota, Viridiplantae, Streptophyta, Magnoliopsida, Myrtales, Myrtaceae. The coding region runs from base 1 to 1365 and encodes 454 amino acids. The transcript is spliced from 4 exons. Gene Ontology annotation, molecular function: polysaccharide binding. The record is from RefSeq and is a predicted model, not a curated record.
AUGUCGUGUUCAUCUAUGUCCUUGCUCUUCAUCUUCUCCCUCCAUAUUCACUUCCUGGUGCCAACUUCCAGCAAAUUCCUGCCAUUCCAAGAGUGCGCUCCUUUUGUUUGCGGAGAUAAAAAAAUUAGCUAUCCUUUCAGGCAUAAUGAGCAACCGAGUUACUGUGGGUAUCCAGGCUACAAGCUUGACUGUGAUGGAGGUAACCUGACCCUUCUGUCCAUGGAGUCCCUGCAGUAUCAGGUGAUCCACAUGGAUUGGAGCGAGCAGAUCCUUAAGGUUGCGAGGAUGGAUUUAUUGAAAGAUAUAUGUCUUGGAACACAUGUCAACACCACUUUAAACUUCAGUCUCUUCAACUACGCUUCCAAUUACCAAAAUUCUGCCUUAUUCUACAAUUGCAACUCACCGUCAACCCCUCAACCUAAUCGGUUCUCCUGUCCUGCGUCUGGAGAUGGCUACUUUGCUUUCAAAGUGGACCCUGCAAGCAAACUACACGAGCUAUGCAACUUCAGUGUCUUCGUCCCAUUUAUACCAAUAUUGGAGGGUAGCAAGAGCGCUAACAUUAGUCAUGCUACUGUUAGAGACAUCCUGAAAAAUGGCUUUGAGAUUACUUGGAUUGCCAACACAUCUCUGUGCGAAAAUUGCACUAAAUCAGGGGGAAGAUGCGGAAAUCGCCAAUACCGGCAAGCCUCCCUCCGCCAGCACCGACAAUCGUCCCUUCAGAGUCCUCCUUCCCUGGGCGUGGAUUAUUACUCGAGCUGCAACGGCACGUUCAGCUGUGGGGACGUUGGAGGCAUUGGCUAUCCCUUCUGGGGUGGCAACAGAGCGAGCUUUUGCGGGUAUCCCGAGUUGGAGCUCAAGUGCGAGAACGGAGGCAACACGACCAUCGUGAUACAGGGAGUGAAGUACCGAGUUCUGGAGGUGUAUCCCAAUUCUACUCAGGUACUGAGAAUCGCGAGGGAUGACUAUAUGCAGGGAAUCUGUCCCACGAAUUUCCUUAACACGACUCUCGACCCGUCGAUGUUCCAAAUCGCCGAGGGCUACACCAACGUCACUUUCCUCUACGGUUGCCAAUCGAGUGACUUGGGAGAUAGCUCUUCUUCAUAUUCUCAGAGUGACUUGGGAAAUAGCUCGUCCAGUUUAAGCGACCUGCUGCAGCAUGGUUUUGAGGUUCAGCUGAAGGUGGAUAGUGAAGCAUGUGUUGAGUGCACUCAAUCGAACGGAGUUUGUGGUUACAAUACCACUGCCAAUCGGACCACUUGCUCUUGUCCUGACCAGUCCUUUGCUUCCAAAACUUGUGGUUCAUCAACAUCUGCUGAGACCCCAGAGGCAACAACUGCUACGUCUACACAAGGUGGUUUAUCUUAA